AUGACUGCGCGCACGCUCAGAAUUGCACUGGAAAACGUCGACUUCCGGCUGCCGACACAAGUAACUGACGACAAUAGCGUAGUUGCUUUGAAGAGUCUUGCCUUUGAACCGUUGCUUAGAUGGCAGCCAGGCGGGCUGGCCAAGCCAGGCCUGUUCCACCGCUGGGAACACUCAGAUAAUGGAAGAGUGUGGCAUUUCCAUAUUCGCGACAAUGCGUUCUUUCAUGAUGGCAAGGCUUGCACGGCCAGUGACAUCGAGGCCUUCAUCAAUGGCUUCCUGAAUUCGCGGGACUACUUCGAUAUGCCUUGGAGCUAUGCCCGUUAUCUCAAAAACGCGAUCAUCUCUUCGCCGGACGAUAAGACGGUUAGGAUCGAGAACCCAGAACCCUUUGCCGAUAUUCAGGACAUUCUUUGCGAGUUCUACCCAUGCCGUAUGGACAAAGAUGGGAAGCCAAUUUUGGGUACGGGCAAGUACCGAGUCGUGGAGUUCGAACGUCAGAACAAUGUUGGCAAGGCUACCUUACAUCGAGUCGACAAAAGUGAAGUUGGACCCCCGGAAGUAAUCAUCGCUAUUCAGAAUAGGGAUGGAGAGAGAAGGCUCGAGGCUUUACGUGCGGGCGUAGUGGAUGUAGCGCUGAAUCUGGAGCGAGCCGAUGAUCUGACAGUUGUCAAUUUCGAUCCUACGCUCUCGUGGGGCAGAGUUACCAGCACUUUAUCGGCUAUGUUCUAUCUCAAUACCACCAAGGGUAUAUUCAGCUCGCCCGAAGCUCGCUUGGCUGCGAAUCUGGCAGUGGAUAACGUUGGUCUCGUAAGAGAUGUGUUCCAAGGCCUUGCAAAGCCAUCUGCAACGAUCGUCAGCCCAUAUCACCUCGGAUCGGAAACAGCACAGCUGAGCCCGAUUCCAUACAAUGCAGCUGCUGCAAAAGACCUUCUUAAGACCCCUGGACACCGCCGAACCGAUAGAACUUCGGACACCACAAUACAUGCCUGAGCACGCUGAAAAAAUUGCAAAAUUCGUCGCAUCGUCGUUGGAGGCUGUAGGCUUCAAAGUGCACACGUCUGUGGAAACGAAUCGUCCAGAGUACGCUCGGUCGAUUGGGUUCCGUAAAAAUAUUGGAGAUCUGGCAUUGUUCGAUUCAACGCCCAACAGUACUUUCCGCGUCCUUGAUGACAAAAUUUCGAGUGCGUCGCGUAAUACCUGGUGGCUGGGUUACCACGACGAUAAAGUCCAGAAGUUGAUCCAAGCUGCGAGACAGAAAGUUGAAGACGGAGAGAGAGAAGAAGCAUACGCGCAAUGCCUAAAGAGACUGCAAGAGAAUCCAGCCUGGUUGUACAUCGCACAUCCUGACGUGGUUUGGGCGACACGGCCAGGUGUGGCUCUGACGAUCGCGCCCUCAGGUUUCUUGACAUUAGGGUAGCGCAAUACAAAUUUGAUUCCAUUUAG
Molecule: messenger RNA, 1443 nt
Organism: Parastagonospora nodorum SN15
Lineage: Eukaryota; Fungi; Ascomycota; Dothideomycetes; Pleosporales; Phaeosphaeriaceae
Exons: 1
Coding region: 1-990 (329 amino acids)
Biological process (GO): peptide transport
Cellular component (GO): outer membrane-bounded periplasmic space
Molecular function (GO): peptide transmembrane transporter activity
Source: RefSeq, a predicted model, not a curated record